Uloborus diversus is the source of this 643-nucleotide messenger RNA. RefSeq names its product 60S acidic ribosomal protein P1-like. The transcript is spliced from 5 exons. Gene Ontology annotation, cellular component: ribosome; cytosolic large ribosomal subunit. Lineage: Eukaryota; Metazoa; Arthropoda; Arachnida; Araneae; Uloboridae. Gene Ontology annotation, molecular function: ribonucleoprotein complex binding; structural constituent of ribosome; protein kinase activator activity. Bases 233 to 571 code for a protein of 112 amino acids. The record is from RefSeq and is a predicted model, not a curated record. Gene Ontology annotation, biological process: cytoplasmic translation; translational elongation.
CCCCUGUAACCGGUUGCGCUUUCCGAGCGUAGCUGUUGUCGCAACUCUGAAAACUACGUUUUCUAGGGACUCGAAGGUUUUUAGGGGUUUUAUAAGUUGAGUUUAGGGGGAAACGUUUUUAGGAGUUGGCAACCCUUAAAGGCUUAAUUUUGCACGUGCGUUUAGCUGAAGUACUCUCACUCUAUCAUUGAAUAAUAUUUUUUCUAAAAAGGCUUUUUUUUUCCGGUUUAUAAUGGGGUUAAAUCAAGAAUUACCUUGCAUAUAUUCUGCACUAAUUUUACAGGAUGAUGAGAUUGCUGUUACAGCUGAAAAGCUGAACACUAUAUUAAAAGCUGCCGCUGUCGAAGUUGAACCUUAUUGGCCAACUUUGUUUGCAAAAGCUUUGGAAGGUGUGGAUUUAAAACAACUCAUCACAAAUGUGAGUUCAGGAGUCGGAGCUGUAGGUGCCGCAGGGGGUGCUGCUGCAGCAGGAGGAGAAGCGGCUGCUGCUAAAGAAGAGCCAAAAAAAGAAGAGAAGAAAGAAGAAAGUGACGAAUCGGAUGAUGAUAUGGGUUUUGGUUUAUUUGAUUGAGUUCCCAUUAAUUUUUGUUAUUUUGAAAGAACUUCAAUUUUUGUACUUUCAAUAAAAAAAAUUUUUGACAAA